AGGCCCCCGCACUCUGAGCGCGCCUCCCGCGCCCUGCAGCUCACCCCGGACUCUGGCGGAAGAGGGCGGGGACGUGACUGCCUGUCUGUUUCUCCGAGGGGACAAUAAAGUUUCAUAAGUUUGAAAAAGGAGGGAAAACCCCACGCCCCCUUGGCCGCUCCUCCGUGGACGCCCGCGGCCAGGGCGAAGCUCGGGUGUCCGGCGCUGGCGGAGGCGUGGCGGGCCGAAGCGUGCGGGAAUGGGGGUCACUGUGGACGUGCACCAGGUGUACAAGUACCCCUUCGAGCAGGUGGUCGCCAGCUUCCUCCGAAAGUACCCCAACCCCAUGGAUAAAAACGUCAUCUCUGUCAGAACUGUGGAGGAAAGACGAGAUGUAUCAACAGGAGUCAUCUAUAGAAAGAGGAUAGCAAUCUGUCGAAAUGUGGUUCCAGAAAUUUUAAGGAAGGUGAGCAUUUUAAAGGUGCCCGACAUCCAGUUAGAAGAGGAGUCGUGGCUCAAUCCUCAGGAGAGAAACAUGGCUAUACAGAGUCACUGCCUUACGUGGGCCCAGUAUGCAUCCAUGAAGGAAGAGUCUGUCUUUCGGGAAAGUGUGGAGAAUCCAAAUUGGACAGAGUUCAUUCAAAGAGGCAAGAUUUCAAUCACGGGGGCUGGCUUUCUCAACUGCAUUUUGGAAACGUUUGCAGGCACAUUCUUGAGACAGGGAGCCCAGAAGGGAAUUAGAAUAAUGGAGACGCUGCUGAAGGAGCAGUGUGGUGCCCCAUCAGCCGAGUAAAGAGCCAUCAGGGAGCUGUGUCAUGUCUACUUCUGCUAGAGAAUCUCUUCUUGGACACACCACACCGACGAUAUGAUUUUCUGAAUACUGGCUUAAGGAUACAGUGUCUGUCGGCAGCUUUAAGAAGAGGAGACUAGGACGUGAAAUGACACUCUCCCCUGGGAGCCAGCCUCAAAUAGCCACACUCAUGGAGAUGCAUCCUAGUUGGAAUUUUAUGGCACAGACCCUACAAUUUACGAAUAAAGGGGAAACCCACAGAAGGUGAUGUUGCCCUUCUUCACGAAGUCCUGCUGAUUGCCUGGUGAUGGUGUCCGAGCAGCCAAGGACAGGCCUAGAGACUGGUGCUUGUGCCUUUAUGUUAUUUGCAUCAUUGCUCAUAGGACUCACGAGAGGAUUCUGGGAUAAAUAAAGGAACUGAACCUGACACCUGGUUCCCAGGUAGCCUGGAAUAGACAGGACUGUGCCAGGCCUGACUUCAAGAGAAGCCACUUUUGUAGUAAUGGUGAAGAUUCUCAGAAAUCAGGAGCAUUUGAUUGAGACCCACAAGUUCUGCACAACUGCCGUCAGUGUAAUGUUCGUAAUGUAACAUGUGAGCUGUGUUUGUCUGCUGGAGAAACGUCGGAUGGAGAGUGGGAACAUAUGCAUAAUCCUGGCUCCUCCUAACUCACUCUGUGAUGUGACCAUAACCUCCCUCUUUUCACCGGGAAAGUGGGCUGAUUGGGCACAGAUCUUACUACCUGUGGGUUGUGAUGGUUAAACAAGAUGUUUAGUGUGAAAAGCACAAGUUUGGAGUCAGACAGACAGACCUGAGUUUGAAUCCAAGCGUUUCAACUCACUAGCUCACUGGAACAUAAUUUUAAAUCUUUAUGAAGCUCACUUUUUAAAAAAAAUUGUAAAAUGAGGUGAAAUAAUUAACUUUGUGAGGUUGUUGGACCAAUUUUGGAUCUCAUAUAUAUAUAUGUAUAUAUAUAUGUGUGUGUAUAUAUAUAUAUAUCUCUCAAACACAAUCUCUCUCUCUCCCUCUCUCUCUCUCCAUCUAUAUAUAUAUAGAUGAAGAGAGAGAGAGAGAGAGAGAGUGUGUGUCUAGCAUUCCUGGUACCUAGUAGAAGUCCAGUAAAUAGAAGCCAUUCUUAUUCUGAUUAUGUGAAACCAUUUUGAAAAUGUACUUUUCAAAUGUAAUAUAAGGUAGCAUUACUGUUUGAAAAUUAGAUGACAGUAGUGUGCAUUUGCCACGAUUGGAAGCCAAACGAUAAAUGCACAUUACCUAACAGAAAGCUGGAAGAGAGGCAAAAAUUUGGAAUCCAUCUUAAGGUAAAAAUUGAGCCAUUAAUGGAAAGUCUUGGAGAAAUUUUUUUUUAUUAUUUGAAAAAUUUUCCACUUAGUACAUCGAUGAAUUUCAAAGCAGUUGUGUUUUUUUUUUUAAUACAAGCCUGCCACUGUGAGCCUCUUCUUAUUGUGUUUGAAUGCUUCGUGCUGCCUGAGUUUUAUCUCUUGGGAUAAUUUCUCCUCAUUUCCUUAGUGUUUUAUUGUUCAAUUGUGUUGGAGGGAAAAUGAAUGGUAGAAACCAGGAGACACUUUGACCCCCUUUACCCAUUUGUAAAUGGCAUUUUGUAGGCUUUUGGAAUAAUUGCCCACUUCCAAAAAUAAGAAGCAAUGCGAAUUAUUAUAGAGGUUAGAAGCAAGAAAUUUGUAUCUGGAGAUUGGAUUGGAAUAAACUUAACCCUUCCUGUGCAACCACUUGCGUCCUCUGCAGGCGGGAGUUCUCAACCUGGGCUGCCCAUCAGGACCACCUGGGGAGCUGUGUGCAAUCCCGAAGCCCCGGUUACACCCCAGGCCAGAAAGUCAGAAUCUCUGGGUAUAACCCAAGCACCAAUGCUUUUUAAAGCCCCCUAGGUGAUUCCAAUGAGCAGCUGAGGAUGAGAACGCUACAAUGAAUUCUAGGUGAUUUGCAGACAUUAUCUGAUUUCUUUUUAACACCCCUGAGGUAGGAAAGGAUUUGUAGUCAGAAUUUUUGUUGGAAAUAGAAAUAAUGAAGCACAGAGAGGCUGGUAUUUGUCUGAGUUCCUUGAAGCUGGGGUGGCUGGCGCAAAUGCCUGCGGGGGUCUGGCAAGGGAUCCGGUGGGGGAAGCAGACUGGUAGCCGCUGGGGUCACCCCGGAGCCCAAAGGUGGGCAGCAGCUGCCUGGCUCCAGCGUGGUAUUGCCAUGCGGCUGGUUUUCCGAGUUCGGCCAAUUUCCACUUUUCCGGAAAGAGGGUGAGUUAAACAAAAUCUAAUUUUUACAUGUUGGGGAAAAAUUCAGGAUUGUUUAAAAACAUUGUGCUCGCCAAACAAAACAUGUUUGCUAGUUGUUUCCAGCCUCUCCUCAAGAGUGUUAAGGAUCAGAGUAAACACCCCAGCCAACAUUUAAUGGAUUUGCGUUGUCCUAUCCCAGAUGCGAGCUGCCUCCUGCCGCCCCUCCACGCCUGCUUUUUAGGUGUGUUUCCCUCCCAUUUCCCUGCAGCCCUCUGGACUUGUAUCAGACACUUCCCCUCGCUCCCUUUUGUUCCUGGAGGAAUCUGCUGCCUCAGGCUUCUCGUCUAUGGCUUAGAGAUCUUACGCUUUUUAAAAAAUUAACUAGGACUGGUUCGAAUUCAUUUUUAUUACAUGUCAGAAUCCUUUUUCUGUGAUGAAACAUUUAGGAGCCCGCAUUUAACUUUUUUUUUCUUAGCUCGGUAGUCUAGUGUAAGAAAUGCCAAAAGCAGCAGGAGCCUUACUGGGUACCUGGGUACGUUAGGAACGUGGGUGGGAAAGGGAGAAAGGGGAGACCUGGUGAGUCUCCCCUGCGCUGGGUUGCUGAGUCCACCACCCUGCAAGGGGAUGAUUCACUCCAGUGAGCUCUAGGAUUGCACUUGUACCAGAAAUCCUUGGGGAGGGGUGCAGAAACGCUGGUGUCCGGGCAAGGUUCUGAUCGAUGCCUUGCACUUGGGACCCAGGGAUCUGCAUUUUCAAACCUGUUCCCCAGGAGGUUGGGUGGUGCUGCUCCACAGACCGUAGUUUGAGAAACUGAUCUACCACGGGUGUUUUGGCCUCCAUGUCUUCUGUCACUUAAGACAGAUUUGCAGACCGUUGGGCCCACUGAUCAACACAGUUGGUCACUCGGGACCCGACAGAAAGAUCUUACGUAGAGAGAAGCUGACUAAAGCUUAUCCCUGCGUGACCGAGGUGCUUUGAUCAUGAAGGGGCUUUUAUGUUUUCAUAUAAAUGUGGAUAAAACAAAAACGGUGCUAUAUUCGUUUUAUAUAAGUAGCAUACAUGUAGUAAGAUCUCAUUUAUCAGGCCUUGUGGGCUGCACGGGAUACACACUCAAGGUUAUUCUUUAUACUUGUGCAUUUCCUGGACUUCAUUUCAGCCAUUUACAUGGAACAGUUUCUAAUUAGUACACAGUUCCCUGCUUUUUGCAAACCAGAAUCUACUGAGGACAGUGAAACCUCUUCAGGGUCGUUUUUAUGUUUGGAAUGCUUUCAGGUCCUACUCAGGUUUGUUACAGCCCCUGCACUGGCUGGCCCCACGUGGCUCCGCUCUUUGAGUUCUGUGGUGGUUUGGAUCCUUGUUCUUCCCCUCCCUGCUACUUGUUUCUCUCUGCCAGCACCCUGCCUGCCUCGAGGAACUUUCCACUCAUGUGCUGUCUGGGAGCCGGAAAACCAUGACACUGCAUGCCAUGUGUCAGGUAACAGUGACCAGGAGCCGAGCGAGGCUUCGAGAGGCUUUUCUAGCAGUUAAAUAAGGAAUGUUGCUGCAUUGAUGCGGUGACAUUAUUUUAGCGACUCCUCUGCCUUCUCUGAACCUGCUUCCUGAUCCCCAGCUGCACUGCCAGAUCUGUGACCUCAGGAUCAGUGAGAUGUUGCUACAAGGGGUUUCGGCUGAUUUUUAAUGUAUUGUCUCCCCCAAUCGUGUUCAUAUUUUAUAUGUGCAAUUCCACAAUGUGAAACUUCAGUGGAUUAAAAUCCAAAUGGACAUUUCUCAGGCCAAGUUUUGUGAAGGAUAAGGUGUUUUUGGUUGAAUACUGUUGUGAUUUGGAGCUAUAAAUUAGUUGUGUACCUAUGAAGUCUGAUCCUGCAUCAUCCUGAAAUAAAGGUUUUACAACUAUUA
This is a messenger RNA of Phyllostomus hastatus (greater spear-nosed bat), 4900 nucleotides long. RefSeq names its product PRELI domain containing 2 (gene PRELID2). The transcript has 7 exons. The record is from RefSeq and is a predicted model, not a curated record. Gene Ontology annotation, molecular function: phosphatidic acid transfer activity. NCBI's taxonomy places the organism in Eukaryota, Metazoa, Chordata, Mammalia, Chiroptera, Phyllostomidae. The coding region runs from base 239 to 772 and encodes 177 amino acids. Gene Ontology annotation, cellular component: mitochondrial intermembrane space. Gene Ontology annotation, biological process: phospholipid transport.